Molecule: messenger RNA, 1131 nt
Organism: Capsicum annuum
Lineage: Eukaryota; Viridiplantae; Streptophyta; Magnoliopsida; Solanales; Solanaceae
Product: protein CHLORORESPIRATORY REDUCTION 6, chloroplastic
Exons: 4
Coding region: 76-810 (244 amino acids)
Biological process (GO): NAD(P)H dehydrogenase complex assembly
Cellular component (GO): chloroplast
Source: RefSeq, a predicted model, not a curated record
AAGCUAAAAAAAAAAAAACUCCUAUUUUAACUGUCAAAAUAAUUUUUUUUAGCAAAAGUCAUUUCUUGUUUAUCCAUGGCUUCCAUAAGACCAUUACAUUCACUUUUUUCUCCACUCAAACAAACAAUUCCUUCUUUGGUUCCACUGAUUAAUUCAAUUUCUUUCACUUCUUGUUGUUGUUGUUCACAUUUGAGACAAGUUGCUACUUUUGUAUCAUUCAAUCCAUCUGGGAAUUUUGACCUCUCCCUUUAUGAUGACCAAGAUAAUACAGAAGCACCUCCACCAAUGCCACCAACAGAAGGUAGAUACGAAGUAGUAAUAGAUAAUGACAUUAUUCAAAGUCUUGAUUUAUCCCCAUUUCAGAAUGCCACUGGGAUAUCUUCAUCCUCAUCUGCCAAGCCAAAAGAGUUUAUGGAAAAGACAAUUGGUUUUACAAUCAAUUACCAAAGGGAAGACAAAUAUGAUCAAAGGGAAUUAUCAGAAUUUCCAGAUAUAAGACUAUGGUUUGUUCAAUUAGAUGCUACUUAUCCAUGGUUACCAGUUUUAUUGGAUUGGAGAGCUGGAGAACUUGCACGUUAUGCAGCAAUGUUGGUACCCCAUCAGAUGAGUAUGAAAAUGGGAGUAGUGUUCAAUCCAGAAGCAUUGGAAUUGUUUGUGAUGAAUAAAGUGUUUGUAGUGUAUUCUUGGUUGAAGAGACAUGAGAUUCCAAUGCCAAGGCUCAAGACCAAAGACAUGGCAAGAAUGCUUGGUUUUGGGAUUGGUGAUGAACUUUUUGACUUGAUUGAUAAAAAUUCUAUUGAUCCUUCAUAAAAGUUGAUGCAAGUCGAGUUUUCUCAAAACCUUGUACACUAAAUCAAGCUAAGAAAUCUGUAGACAUUUCAUCGGAAGCUUAGAGGGUGCUUGAGAUAAAGAUUUGAAGGUCAAUAAUUUGCUAAAGGGAGGUACAGAGGGUGGUGGGGGGGUGGGGGCGCAUGUAAACGAAAAGACUAGACUUCUAUUCUUUUAUCUUUAAUUUCCUAUUCUUAGAGUUAGAGUUUCGAUUUUUGCAUUUUUCAUAUUGCACCAACAGUUAGUUGGAUCUUUUUAUAAAAUAAUUUGAAAUUGUUGAAUAUAAGAUGCUUCUUUUGUCUA